Molecule: messenger RNA, 666 nt
Organism: Lathyrus sativus (Indian pea)
Lineage: Eukaryota; Viridiplantae; Streptophyta; Magnoliopsida; Fabales; Fabaceae
Source: the annotation of a GenBank genome assembly
AUGACUGAUGAAGUUGUUCUGCUAGAUUUUUGGCCUAGUCCUUUUGGAAUAAGAGUGAGGAUAGCCCUUGCUGAAAAGGGUAUCAAGUAUAGAUACAUAGAAGAAGAUUUGAUGUCUUUGAAAAAAAGCCCUUUGCUGCUAGAAAUGAACCCGGUUCAGAAGAAAAUCCCGGUUCUCAUUCACAAUGGAAAACCCAUUUUUGAAUCUCUAAUUGCUGUUCAGUAUAUUGAUGAAGUUUGGAAUGAUAGAUCUCCUUUGUUGCCUUCUGAUCCUUAUCAGAGAUCACAAGCUAGAUUCUGGGCUGACUAUGUUGACAAUAAGAUAUAUUCAAUUGGAAGGAACAUUUACACCAAAAAAGGAGAAGAACAAGAAAUUGCAAAGAAGGAAUUCAUAGAUACUCUCAAACUGCUAGAGGAGCAGCUGGGAGAGAAGUCUUAUUUUGGAGGAGACAAGUUUGGUUUUGUGGAUAUUUCACUCAUUCCAUUCUACAGCAGACUAAAAGUUUUUGAGACCUUUGGCAACCUCAACUUAGAGAAUGAGUGUCCCAAGUUCAUUGCAUGGACUAAAAGAUGCAUGCAGAUUGAGAGUGUUUCCAAGUCUCUUCCAGAGCAGGAUAAGAUCUAUGAGUUUAUUGUUGACAUGAGAAAGUUGUUAGGCAUUGAGUAG